This is a messenger RNA of Marasmius oreades (fairy-ring Marasmius), 207 nucleotides long. RefSeq lists its product as uncharacterized. The record is from RefSeq and is a predicted model, not a curated record. The transcript has a single exon. Lineage: Eukaryota; Fungi; Basidiomycota; Agaricomycetes; Agaricales; Marasmiaceae. The coding region runs from base 1 to 207 and encodes 68 amino acids.
AUGCUGAAGGAGUGGAUCGUGGGCUCUGUCGGCGCAUUAGAAACGGAUCUGGAGGGAGAUGGUGUGAUUUUUGAAGCGUCUGUGGAUAGCCCGGAGGCCAAGCCAGCAUCCUCCAAUGAAACGCAUCGAGUUGAUGUCGAUCCGAAGAUGGACCCAUUGGGACAGAGCGUCGAGGUCGCGGUAGGUGGAUGGAGGUGCGAGGAGUGA